UAAAUUUUUAAAUCGUACCAUUUUUGACGGCCCACCGAUGUCUUUUCGUGUUAAAGUCCUAUUUGUUGACCUUGCUUUCUUUGCUUUCUUGACAGUAAACUUCUUGGUUUAAAAAAAAAAUUAUAUUCACUUAUACAAUUAUAAUUUUAUGUUAGUUUUCACAAAAGUGAUCAAUGUGCAUAUGUAUCAGUUUUGUUUAUGUAUUAUUAUAUGAUUUUGUAUAGUUAGUUUCUUUAUUAUUCUAAUCAGUUUGAUUUUUUAUUCAAUCACUUUUUUUAUAUCUUAGACUUAUCUAUAAUGUAUUCAUCAAAUAAUACGUAAAUUAUUUUAAUUGUUUAACAUUAACAAACAUCAUAAUGCAUUCAAUCAACUCCAUCAUACGGCAGUCAACUGGCAUUCGUAACAUGUCUUGUUUUAUUUUACCUGAAGUCCAUACAAAAUUAAAGAAUGUAUGUCGAGAAUUCUCUGAAGUUGAAUUACGGCCUAUAGCUGCUACACUGGACAAUAAACAAAUAUUUCCUUCUAAACAAAUAAAACAAUUAGCUGAUUUAGGAAUUAUGGGAUUAGUAGUUGACAAGAAAUAUGGUGGUUUUGGGGCAGACUCUCUUGCUAUGUCAGUAGCUGUAGAAGAAAUAUCUAGAUGCUGUGGUGGAACAGGUACUAUAGUUAGUAUUCAUAAUGCUCUAUAUGCAGGUAUAAUGAACAAGAUUGGCACUCCAGAUCAAAAAACAAAAUUUCUAUCUCAUUUUAUAAAAAAUGGAAUUGUUGGGUGUUUUGCUCUUAGUGAACCAGGCAGUGGUAGUGAUGCUGCCAAUAUGUGUACAGUAGCAAAACGUAAAGGAAAUAAUUGGGUAUUAAAUGGUACAAAAGCUUGGGUAACAAAUGGUAUUGAAGGCGGUGCAAUUAUUGUGAUAGCUCGUUCAGAUCUCUCCAAAGGCCAUAAAGGAGUAUCUGCAUUUAUUGUUCCAACAAAUAGUCCAGGACUGACAAAGGGCAAAAGAGAUGAUAAAUUGGGUAUUAGAGCGGCAUCUUCUUGUAAUAUUAUACUGGACAAUGUUAUUGUUCCAACUGAAAAUAUGUUGGGCAAUGAAGGUGAUGGUUUCAAAAUAGCUUUAUCUGGAAUCGAUUUAGCUAGGAUUGGUAUAGCAUCUCAAGCAUUAGGCAUAUCCCAAGCAGCAUUGGAUUGUGCUAUAGACUAUGCCGGAAAGAGAAUUGCUUUUGAUAAUGCUAUAAUUAAAUUAUCAGCUGUUCAACAAAGAUUAGCUAAAAUGGCUACACGAUUGGAAGCAGCUCGACUCUUAACAUGGAAAGCAGCAUGGUUAAGAGAUAAUGAUCAACCUUUCACUAAAGCAGCAUCAAUGGCCAAAUUAGAAGCAUCACAGACCGCGACAUUUGUUACACACAAUUGUAUACAGAUUCUUGGGGGAGUAGGAUAUGUUAAAGACAUGCCAGCUGAACGACAUUAUAGAGAUGCAAGAAUAACUGAAAUAUAUGCAGGCCCAACUGAUAUUCAAUAUUUAGUUAUUGCUGAAAAUCUAGCAAAAGAAUAUGGACUUAAAACUAGAUAAAACUUCAAACUAUAUUUUUUUCUGUAAUUCUAUGAAUAUUGGUGGUGGAGAAUUUAUAUUUCAAGACUGUUAUUUUUUAAAAUUUAUAAAUUAUUAAUUAUAUAAAAUAUAACAAGUAAUUUAUAUGCAUAUGUUCAAAGGGAAGAAAACUACAUUUCAAAAUUAAAAUAUCUACCUUUAUU
Messenger RNA from Sipha flava (yellow sugarcane aphid), 1750 nucleotides. RefSeq names its product short-chain specific acyl-CoA dehydrogenase, mitochondrial-like. Lineage: Eukaryota; Metazoa; Arthropoda; Insecta; Hemiptera; Aphididae. The transcript has 9 exons. The record is from RefSeq and is a predicted model, not a curated record. Gene Ontology annotation, biological process: fatty acid beta-oxidation using acyl-CoA dehydrogenase; butyrate catabolic process. Gene Ontology annotation, cellular component: mitochondrion. Gene Ontology annotation, molecular function: flavin adenine dinucleotide binding. The coding region runs from base 357 to 1568 and encodes 403 amino acids.